Molecule: messenger RNA, 866 nt
Organism: Erythranthe guttata (spotted monkey flower)
Lineage: Eukaryota; Viridiplantae; Streptophyta; Magnoliopsida; Lamiales; Phrymaceae
Source: RefSeq, a predicted model, not a curated record
CUCUUCUCAGCCUCUUCUCAAGCCCGAGUAAUGCAUACAUUAUUUCAUCUCUCCACCCUGAAGAAGGGGUCCGAUUCUAUUGCGGUGUAUUAUCGCCGUGCCAAGUUAUUAGUGGAUACAUUGGGAAUGGUUGGGAAAGUUAUUUCUCCGUCCGAGUUUAUUGUCUACCUACUCGCCGGUCUUGGCAUCGACUACGACUCCAUCGUCACCUCGAUUACAACUCGUGCAGACACUCCUUCUCUAGCUCAAGUGUAUUCUCACUUACUCACCCAUGAAUCUCGUCUCAGCCAUCAGCUCACUAAUCUCACUUCUACAGCAGAGAUCUCGGCCAAUUCCUCUGUCCGCCAGUCCCCUAAUUCCUUUUCAAGGGGACGUGGUUUUCACAGAGGUCGUUCUGGUCACCGUGGUCGAGGUGGUCGAUCUAAUUUCGGUGGUCGUUCCCCUUCUCAACACACUGCUCCAUUCACCUCCGAUAGGCCUUGUUGUCAAGUCUGCCACAAAUUUGGCCUUACCGCCGCCAUUUGCCAUCAUCGUUUCGACUACAACUAUCAAUCACCAUCUCCGCCACAGUUAUUGGCACACUAUACUUCUCGUUCAAAUUAUUCCACCGUCUCUGAUCCCUCUUGGUUUCCGGAUACCGCCGCUACUCACCACUUCACCAAUGAUUUCUCGAAUCUCUCUCUUUACCCCACCGAAUACAAAGGUACUGAUCAAGUCCACAUCGGCGAUGGCUCUGGGCUUCCAAUACAUCAUGUUGGCAGCUCCAACCUCCCCUCACCCAAUGGAUACUCGAACGCGGAAACUCCUCCUUCAAGGUCGCACUAAAGAUGGGCUGUACGUUUUCCCAUCUCCUCCUCCUCAAGUUA